Moneuplotes crassus is the source of this 939-nucleotide messenger RNA. NCBI's taxonomy places the organism in Eukaryota, Ciliophora, Spirotrichea, Euplotida, Euplotidae. The record is from the annotation of a GenBank genome assembly.
AAAAAUAUUAAGAUGGCAAUGAACACUGGGCUUUCAAUUAAAAGGCUGACCAAGGAGUUCUCAGACAUGCAGAAGAAACCUAGUUAUAUGUACUAUGCAGAACCAGUGAAAGGAGAAAUGUUCGAGUGGCAUUUCACAAUCAGAGGUCCUCCUGGCACUGACUAUGAAGGGGGGCUCUAUCAUGGAAUCAUCUUGUUCCCUGAGAAAUAUCCAUUUAAACCUCCAUCAGUACAGUUUUUAACUCCGAAUGGGAGGUUUGAGACGAAUACGAAAAUUUGUCUUACAUUUACGAACUUCCAUCCAGAGUAUUGGCAGCCAGCUUGGACUGUGAGGACUAUAUUACUUGGUCUGAUCUCUUACAUGCCUGUAGAGGAGGAAACCUUAUCUAUCGGAUCGAUCAUGUGAACACCAGCAGAGAGGAAAAGACUGGCUAAGGCUUCUCAAUUUUGGAAAUGUCAAACCUGUAAAUCAAUCAAGGAACUUAUCGCUGAUAAGAUGACUGAGGAGAAUAAAGUCAACGAUGAUGCAACACCAAAGGAAGAACUUCCAGAAUUUAAGUUGACUAAAAAGGUGAGCAGAAAACCUCAAGAAGACUCAAAAAUUUCUGACGGGGAAGAAACUCCUGAUGAGAACGACCCACUUAUUCAGGAAGAAGAGAAAGAGGAGACUAGGCUUGGCGUUGAGAAGGAACUGGAAGAGAUAGAACGUAAUCAGAAGCAUUUAGAGGAAGAAAAGAACCAAAUAUUCAACAAUCCAGCAGAAAUACAGCUUGAUGAAGAGAAAAGGGAGUACAGAGAUUUUAUUGAGCUUCAACGACAAAAUGCAACCAAGAAAGCAUCGAGAUGCUUUGGAUUUCUAUUUGUCUUAUGGAUUAUCAUCGGGAUUUCUAGCAUGUAUUACCCAGAGCUACUUAAGGAAAUUUUUGAAUUGAUAUUGUAA